Messenger RNA from Dendronephthya gigantea, 2608 nucleotides. RefSeq lists its product as uncharacterized. NCBI's taxonomy places the organism in Eukaryota, Metazoa, Cnidaria, Anthozoa, Malacalcyonacea, Nephtheidae. The transcript is spliced from 5 exons. The record is from RefSeq and is a predicted model, not a curated record. Bases 395 to 1606 code for a protein of 403 amino acids.
UUGUGCUUAUGCUUGUGCUUAGUCGAUGCUUAUGUCGCUUCAUUGCAUUUCUUUGUUUUGCCUAUUGUCUUUCCUUACGCUUAUUUCACUCGUGUGAACCAGGCUUCAGAGGCUCACAAACCAAAAGGCUUGCCGUUAAAAAUGAAGAAAACAAAUGGCUUUUACGACGGCGUUUAUCCUUUUGUCUUCAGCUAACCCACUUACCCACCAGUCCUAAAAAAGCAGUACUUAGUAUGCAACAGUCAAUGAGGAACAACCUAAACUUGCUGGAACGUAUUCUGGCCAGUAUUACUCAUAUAUGGGCCCAAUAACAUGCAAUUCAGAGCAAGCGCAGAUUUAACAACUCAAGGUAUAAUCGUACACGGUACAUCGUUUGUGAGCAAGUCUAUGAAGAAUGAAACUGCUUGCUCAACUUUGCAUCUGCGUCAUUACUUUGUGGUUAUUUCCAUUACCACUGACAAAGGCAACAAAAGUCAAGGGAAAGUGUGAACUGGUGGUAAACUGCACUAAGAAAGCAGAAAAUGCAAGUGAAAGUUGCUAUGAAUUCAUGAAUCAUCUUGAUAAAAACUGCGGAGGAGGAGCCAGUUAUUGUGAUAAGUAUAAAGCUGAUCUUAUCAAAGCAUGCACAGAAGGUUUCUGUAAGGAAUGUCUAGAAAACGCAAACAGGGCUUAUAAAGAUUGCAUUAAGUUUUACAAUAAAAUUGCUUCUUCGGACCAAGAUCUAAAACACUGCAAGAGUGUGAAAAAAGUCUUAUUUCAAAAAUGCCCUGAUGUUUGCAAAGGUGCUAAAGGUCAAACGAAAGACAACCCAGGAAUAAGUUGCAGAGAUAUUUUAGACUCUAGCGCGUACGAUCUUAAGAGUGGCUUGUAUUGGGUCAGGCCGGAUGGCGAUGCCUCCGCCGUCCAAUCAUAUUGCGAUAUGAAGUACCAGGGCGGUGGUUGGACCUUGGCGAGCUAUGGGUACGUCGCUGGUAACGGUUUCAACGAUGGAAAUAAAAAUAUUCCAAACAUGAACCAUCCUAACGGCUAUACCUGGCAUCCAAACCAACGCAGUAAUGAUAAAGGCGUUAUAGCACUUCAACACGGUGCGGUAAACUUGGCUCGAGGUGCGAAGUUUAUGAUAAUGGCAGCUGGGAACAAUCCUGCUUCGGGUGGUAUCAACGAAUACAGUUAUGUGUUUUUUAUUGAUAUUAGUCACAAUCCAUACAAUAUCACGUUCGCAAACCACAACCGUCGCCAUGGAGCUGUUGGAACUUCCACCAUUCCCAAGAUGCAUGUGGUUGAGUUUACAGUAAAGGCAUUGAAAGGUGAGACUGGAAGUGCGAAAAGAUAUGCGCUGGCUGAAGCUUUGGGUAUUACCUGGAGUGAUACAUACCCAACCGGUUACGGAUUCUCGCCGGUAAAUGCUCAUUUUGGCACUUGGAACAAAGGCCCAUUCUUUCCCAGCGUUCAUUCCGGUGACAGACAAGCUGGAGGAUGUCGCACACAAGCGGCAAAACCUUACGCACCAGAUGUGGAGAAAGGAUGUCUCAACUACGCUCAUCUUGGAUGGCAUUCCUUGCAUGCAACCCAGAAGUCAGGACAAACAUCAAUAUGGUUCAAAUGAUGGCUCAUUCUCUCAUUGAUGAAUUUUAAACAAAACUCGCUAAAACAUUUUUUAUAGAACGCUGUCGUAGUUGUUGUAUCCUUAUACUGAUAAAUAAAAUAUUGUAUGGCUCUAAAAUUCAUUCUUAUUUCUUAGGAACAGCAUAUUGAACAACAUUAAUCGGUAUUCUAUGGUCGGUAAUGGACUUACUUAUUUACUUACUUCGUGCAUGAAAAAUAUAGACUUUUAAAAUAUAUUAUAUAGCUCGUCUUUUACUUUCAACCGGAUGUACUUCACAAUACUAUACACUCUUGAAAUGAACAGAGUAUAGUAUAGCCAUAAUUCAUAGGAAUUGAUAGUAUCAUAGAUAUAGGGAUCUCAUUUCUCUCGUUGGUUUUAAAUAUUCUCUUAUUAUUAUUAUUUAUUUCAAAACUUCAUGUACAUGAAUAACAACGACACAUACAUAGGCAGGUGACAACAGGGCUAUAACACCCUAGCUAAGGCCACCCACCUCUAUUUAAAAACGAAAACAGACAGAAGGACAGACGGACGGACAGAAAGACAAACGGACGGACAUGAUCUAUAAUACUAAUCAUGAUCUAACAACAAGAUGAGUCAAGUGACGGUUGGAAGAAGUUUCUGAUGGUGUUGCAACGUAGACAUAUCGAUCGCCAGGUUGAAUUGAUGUCAAUGUCGUAGAUAUUUCGAAGAGCGGAGGUAUAUGUAGUUUUAAGGAUUGCUUUAAAAGUGUUAUAUACAGGAAUUUCUUUUAGAGGUGUAGGUAAAGUGUUCCAGAGUCUUGAAGUGCGAACAAAGUAGCUAGUUUGAAAGCAUUUAGUCCGAGAUUUUGGAACUUGCAGAUUUAAAGAGCAUGAGUUUCUGAGGCUGUUAGGUGGUAGUGUUGGCAGAUAGUUUGGUAAAUCAAUGUCAUAUUUUCCAUAAACACAUCCAUGUAGAAAUAGUAAGUCCUUGAUUUCAUGCCAGUAGGAGAGAGGAAGCAGAUUUGUCCGGGUUAAACGUUCU